This is a messenger RNA of Plodia interpunctella (Indianmeal moth), 2007 nucleotides long. RefSeq names its product Cuticular protein 73D (gene Cpr73D). Gene Ontology annotation, cellular component: chitin-based extracellular matrix. The transcript has 8 exons. Bases 102 to 1898 code for a protein of 598 amino acids. Lineage: Eukaryota; Metazoa; Arthropoda; Insecta; Lepidoptera; Pyralidae. The record is from RefSeq and is a predicted model, not a curated record. Gene Ontology annotation, molecular function: structural constituent of chitin-based larval cuticle.
AUAAAGAGAACCUUUGUUUUUUAACAGCACAGUCAAGCCCGAAACACACAGGCGUGUAGUACAGUAAGACAUGAGAAAUAGUGUUUGAUAUUUAGUGUAAAAUGGCCUGGACUCGUUGUGCCGUGUUUGUGUGUGUGUGUGCGUUAGUCAGGACUCAAGUGAUCCCCGGGAAGGCCAGGACAAGUGAUGGGGACUAUAACACUGUGAACACGGAUGGAUCCUUCGAUUUCGGGUACGCGAAUCCAGACCGCGGUCAAAGCUAUCACUUAGCACAUGGGAACUCCAAUGGGCUGGUGGGCGGUCGCUUCGGCGCCAAGGAUCCCGCGACCGAUACCGUCAAGGAGACCAUCUACACCGCCGGACCUAGGGGGUUCCGAGCGAAAGGUCCGAAUGUACACAGAAAGAUGGAUUUGGACCAGAGGCCAAGGGGUCCCAUUGGAAAUAAGGAUGAUCCUUACUUCGAUCCUAAUGAAGAUCCGAGCUACGCCUUCAAAUUUGAGACGAGGUCGUAUUCGAAGAACGAAAAUGCUGACAGUAGAGGCGAUGUCAAAGGCCACUACUCCUACGUGGACGAUGUGGGAGAGCGCCACGACGUGUCCUACAUAGCCGGCAGAGACACUGGUUUUCACGUGUCAUCUGCUCAUCCUGACAGCCCCAACCUAAUCGGAGCUCCCUUCCACCGGUCACCCUUGGUGCGAGGAGAGACCAAACCACGAGGCCGAACUGCAGUGCAGAGAGGGCUGGAUGGAUCGUACAGAUUUAUAUCAGCGGGUCCAGACCAGAGAAGGACUGAAAGCAGCGACUCACAUGGUAACGUCAGAGGAUCCUACACUUUCUUGGACGACAAAGGAAUUCAAAGGACAGUUAACUACAUCGCUGGUCCAGGGAUCGGCUACCGUAUCGUCAAGAACAACAAGGAUCCCUACAUCCCCUCAUCAUUUCCCACCAUCCCCAGCGCGUACGACCCAGAUUUUGUCAACGCUGCCGCCGCCGUCACCAACUUCUCGCCAGACGAUAGUGGAAGUGAUGACGUCUUCAAAACCCCCGAAGGCACAGCGGCAUCAGGACACGUAAAACCGCCUCCUUUCCCGUCAAAAGAUAAAGACAGAGAAGGACCUAGCAAACCGAGCUCAGGAUCCCCUGGUACAAGCAGUUCGAAUAGUCCCAGCGGGUCCAGUGGGAGUGGGAUCAGUGGGUUCGGUGGCGGUGCUGACGGCACCUUCAGUAGUCGGCCUUCCAGUGGCACUUUCGGAAGUGGUAGUAGUGGAAGUAGCACCUUUGGUAGUGGCUUUGUUAGUUCAGGGAAUAACUUCGAAAAUAAUGACAAUUACGGUGGUUCCAAUAGCGGUACUUUUGGCAGUGGUACCGGCAGUGGUACCUUUGGUGGUGGUCCAGGAGGCACAGUUAGUGGUAGUGGGAGUGCCAAUAGCGGUAGCUCGGGUGGUGACAGUGCAGAAAUUGGAUAUCCAACUCCAGAAUUCACCCCGGAUUUGGGAACUGGUGACAUAACUUACGUCGACGAAGAAAUAUUUGGAGGAGGAGGAGCCAAACCAACCAAAGGACCAGGCAAACCAUGGCGACCGUCCAGACCGUCCAAGCCUAGUAGGCCAACGAAGAAACCUAUUGUGCCACUAAAGCCUUUCAAGCCGACGAAUAAUAAAGAUGACGACGGCGGUUAUGAUGACGGAACAAACGACAAUAACACUCCACAAUUCGCUAUAGGAUUUAAUAUACACCACAAUAGGCCAGGCACCACAAUCAUUAGAAACAUAGGGAGGGACUACUUCGGGGUUCCGCCGGGAGUAUCGGUCAGGGCUCACGUACAAAGCAUCGACCUAUAUCCGUACGACUCUCAACCUCUCACACCGUCCGAAGUGAUGGAAAAGGACAAAACAUAACCUCACUUGAUGUACAAAGCACUAAUAGAAAUGUAAUAUCACAAUUACUGUAAAAUAUACAAGCUUUAUUACACAUAAAUUAUUGAACGAAUAAAGGUUUAAGUAAAGA